This is a messenger RNA of Lichtheimia ornata, 1212 nucleotides long. RefSeq names its product casein kinase I isoform delta-A. The transcript has 7 exons. NCBI's taxonomy places the organism in Eukaryota, Fungi, Mucoromycota, Mucoromycetes, Mucorales, Lichtheimiaceae. The coding region runs from base 1 to 1212 and encodes 403 amino acids. Gene Ontology annotation, molecular function: ATP binding; protein serine/threonine kinase activity. Gene Ontology annotation, biological process: endocytosis; peptidyl-serine phosphorylation; signal transduction. Gene Ontology annotation, cellular component: nucleus; cytoplasm. The record is from RefSeq and is a predicted model, not a curated record.
AUGCAGCGCAACAUGGAUUUGCGUGUGGGUAACAAGUACCGCAUUGGUCGCAAGAUCGGGUCCGGCUCAUUUGGAGACAUCUACCUUGGCACCAAUAUCGUCACCAAUGAGGAAGUGGCUAUCAAAUUAGAGUCGAUCAAGGCCAAGCAUCCACAACUGGAAUACGAGGCAAAAGUCUACAGAGCUUUACAAGGUGGAGUGGGGAUCCCAUUUGUACGGUGGUAUGGCACCGAAUGCGAUUACAACGCCAUGGUGAUCGACUUGCUUGGACCAUCUUUGGAGGAUCUGUUCAACUUUUGCAACCGCAAAUUCAGCCUGAAGACCGUGCUUUUACUCGCAGACCAAAUGCUUUCUCGUAUCGAGUAUAUCCAUUCGAAGAAUUUCAUUCAUCGUGAUAUCAAGCCUGAUAACUUUUUGAUGGGUAUCGGCAAGCGCGGCAACCAAGUGAAUGUGAUCGACUUUGGAUUGGCCAAAAAGUAUCGUGAUCCACGCACGCAUCUCCAUAUCCCUUACAGGGAAAACAAGAAUUUGACGGGAACAGCUCGUUAUGCAAGCAUUAAUACCCAUCUUGGUGUCGAACAAUCUCGACGAGACGAUCUUGAGUCAUUGGGCUAUGUUCUCAUGUACUUUUGCCGUGGUCAGCUUCCUUGGCAAGGUCUCAAGGCGGGUACCAAGAAACAGAAAUACGAUCGUAUCAUGGAAAAGAAGAUGACAACACCCACCGAAUUACUCUGCCGAGGAUUCCCCAGCGAAUUCGCCAUCUAUCUCAACUACACGCGUUCACUACGAUUCGAUGAUAAGCCUGAUUACAGCUACCUACGCAAACUAUUCCGAGAUUUGUUUGUUCGAGAUGGACAUCAAUAUGACUAUGUAUUUGAUUGGACAGAAAAGGAAAGCAUGCAACAACAACAAAGACAACAGCAGCAACGUGAUCGAACUGGAAGAGAUAGAGGAGAUGAAGGCGAGGACCAAGAUUAUCCUGGAAGAAUGCUAGCAUCCUCGUCUCGUCGCAUGAUGGAUAAUCCAGGAGGAGCAGUGGCAUCAUCAUCUCGUGCCGUUAUGCCACCAACAGGCACCAUGCCAUCAGAUCCUGUCAAUGCAUCAUCAUCCUUCCGCCGAUCCGCCUCUGCAACAAGAACUCCCAUGCCUGGUCUUGGUGACAGCAGUGGGUUGGCAACGCCUUCACGUAACAUACCACCUGCAAACCCAUGA